GAACAUAACAACAAGCAUACAGACGAAUACUAUACUGAAUAGUCUAGCCAACAACCCGGUAUAUGACCCUGACUACAGGUUCCACCGAAAUUAGUUCGCGGGAAAAAAGUGCACAUUUACCUAAAUAAAAUAAUGAAUUGUUCAACAUAAAUAGUAAUCAGGUUAAUCAGUGAAUCAAAUAUAUUAUACCGGUGUAAUUUUUGAAAGGUCAAUUAUCGAUAAAAUAUUAAUUUAAUAUUAUGUUUUUGUUCUCCUGACGGACAGGGGCACGUGUUAAAAUUUGUAUAAUCAAAAUAAUAGUUAUUAUAAACAAUUUAAAGAGUAAUGCCUGCAUCAACGUGUGAUCCAGUCAAUGCGGCUUUACGCCACGCUCUUUCAUCUGAUCGUGGAUCUUGCAAUAAUUCCGAUCUAGAUUCACGAUUAAUUGUAUCUGCAAAAUCAGUAUUAAAUUCUCACAUCGACUUCGAACAAUCGGAAACAUAUAAAUCAACUGUGUUGGAUAACCUCAAAAGUAAAUAUAUUGUAUUGGGAUCACCUAAUUCAAAAGCCACUCAGCAAAUGACACCGGAGGCAAACAAUAAAGAUGAAGAAAUAUUAUCAGAACCAAAACAUGUAUUAUUUCCUUUAGAAGCUGUUCAACUAGGUUGGAAGGAAUCAGGAUGGCACACAGGUGUUGGGAUGCAAAAUACAGGCAAUACUUGUUAUUUAAAUUCAACAUUACAAGCAUUAUUUCAUGUUCCUGCGUUAAUAAAUUGGUUAGUUUCGGAUCGUGAACACAGAAACAAUUGUGAAAGUUGUAUGGUUUGUGCUGUUGCUAAAACUUUGUUAUCCUCGCAGUCCCAGUCCCAGCAACCUAUUCGUCCAUGGUUAGUCUCAUCAAAGUUACGUUUAGUAUGUCGACAUUUAGUACCAGGACGACAAGAAGAUGCCCAUGAAUUUUUAAGAUACCUCGUAGAAGCUAUGGAACGAGCAUAUAUUCAAAGAUUUAGUAACCUAGAUAAUUUGGAUGCCCGUUCGAAGGAGACAACACCUUUAAAUCAAAUAUUAGGUGGAUAUUUAAGAUCCGCUGUACGUUGUUUGCAAUGUGGGCAUGUCAGUACAACCGUCCAACAUUUUCAGGAUUUAUUAUUGGAUAUUCGAAAAGCAGGAACUCUAGACGAUGCUUUAACGUCAUACUUUGCGUGUGAACGAUUAGAUGACUUAGCAUACAGAUGUGAAUCAUGUCGAAGAAAAGUAUCUGCAGUCAAACAAUUUAGUUUAGAACGAGCUCCUUACGUACUCUGUAUUCAAUUAAAACGAUUUGCUGGUGCUGGAGGUAAAAUUACAAAACAUAUUGCUUUUCGACAACGUUUAGAAUUAACAAGAUUUUCUCAUCGGAAACCAGCAACUCCAUUAGUAUAUAAACUUGUAGCUCUUGUUACACAUAUGGGAAUGUCUGCCAAUUGUGGACACUACACUGCCAUUGGUCUUACGCCUUCAGGAAGUUAUUACGAAUUUGACGAUUGUUCAGUAAGAUCAGUAUCUCAACAAAUUGUUCUCAAUACAAACGCUUAUAUUAUGUUCUAUGAAUUAGAACAAGAUUCUUCGCAACCAUCAUCUUGUUCCGAUAAAAUAAAUGGUAAAAUGACAAUAAAAAAUAAAUCACCAAGUACGAGCAGUAGCAGCAGCAGCUGUUCAUCUUCAAUACAAAAUAGUUGUCAUCAAUCUUCAACACCACAACCAAGUCCAACGUCAUCGUCAAUAAAAUCAUCAAUUAUACCAUCAUUAGCUUUCAAAACGAAUUUAAUACCCACUCCUAUACGUAAUAAAAAUAUUUUAGAGAACGGUAAAACAGACAGUAAUUAUAAUUUAUUGAAAACAUUCAAUCAACAAUCAUCCUCAUCCGAUGCUUCGAAUAGUAAAUUAAGUAGCAGCAGUAAUGCAAUGAAUGGAACAUCCUCAAAAUUAAAUGGUAUUAGUUCGAUUAAUCGAAAUUCAAAUUCAAGAACGGAAUCGAUCAGCUCGUCAACAUCAAAUGUUGCCACCGAUCUUAAUAAAAAUAUUGUUAAUGAUAUUUCACGCUUAUUGGAUUCACCGGAACGUACUGUUAAAGAAAAUACUUUAUUAACACCCGGUAAAAGUCUAAAUUCAAAUGGACAGAGUAUGGAAAAUAAAAAUUCAGUAGAAAAUAAAAAUGAUAGUAGUACUCCAAAAGUAAAUGAAGCAAAUGGUAAAAAUGGUAUUAAAAGUGUGGCACCUAUCAUUAAUGGAACAGCAAAUAGACGUUUAGUACCUUAUGACUCGGACGGUGGCUCUACUAGUGACUCUGAAGACGCACCUUCUGGAAAAUGGUUAAUAUCCAUUCGACCUGAAAGCAGAGCACCGUCAUUGAAUGGCGACACUGGUUGGAGGAAUAAAGGAAAAAUAUCGUCGACUAUUGAAACGAAUGGCAAUUCUAGUACUAACAACACCGUAUCUCAAUUGAUGCGCAUGUCACAUAGCGGGUAUGGAACGUCAGUCGUUACAUGGAAUGGAGAUCGAUCUGAUUUAGACAAAGAAGUAGCUAAUGAACGUAGAGAACAAUUCAAGAGACAUCGAACCGAUGUGGAUGAAAUGGAUCGUGGUCGUGUUAAAAAACGUAGACAAAAUAGUAGUGUACCUCGUUCAAAUCCAGGUUACAAUCCAUUUCAAGAAUAUUCACAAAAUAAUCGACGUUGGCAAAAUGGCUCUAAUAGUGCUUUACAAUUUCGAACAAAACAUCUUAAAUUCGAUUCAAAUUCAUCAAACUUUUAUAAUGGCACAAAAGAACGUUAUCGUCGGCGAUUUUUCCCCAACACCAAACAUAAUAGAUUUCAUCGAUAAGAAAUAUUUAUACAUAUUAAUUAUAACGAUUAU
This is a messenger RNA of Chrysoperla carnea, 2874 nucleotides long. It is a transcript of the gene scny, whose product is annotated as ubiquitin carboxyl-terminal hydrolase 36. The coding region runs from base 325 to 2841 and encodes 838 amino acids. Lineage: Eukaryota; Metazoa; Arthropoda; Insecta; Neuroptera; Chrysopidae. Gene Ontology annotation, molecular function: cysteine-type endopeptidase activity; cysteine-type deubiquitinase activity. The transcript is spliced from 7 exons. Gene Ontology annotation, biological process: regulation of apoptotic process; protein deubiquitination. The record is from RefSeq and is a predicted model, not a curated record. Gene Ontology annotation, cellular component: nucleus; cytosol.